Messenger RNA from Vitis riparia (riverbank grape), 4121 nucleotides. RefSeq names its product topless-related protein 4. The record is from RefSeq and is a predicted model, not a curated record. Gene Ontology annotation, biological process: regulation of DNA-templated transcription. Lineage: Eukaryota; Viridiplantae; Streptophyta; Magnoliopsida; Vitales; Vitaceae. The transcript is spliced from 26 exons. Gene Ontology annotation, molecular function: protein binding. The coding region runs from base 169 to 3585 and encodes 1138 amino acids.
AUUUGGAUUUAUAAAAGACGACCCGUCUGUUUUCGUCGUUGUUCACGUCUUCUCCAAAUCUUCACCGCUCUUUCUCUCUCUCCUUCUCUGUUUUCUCUCUCUAGAAAAAGUGGAAUUUUGAUCGAUCUGUGAGGGUUUGAUUUUCUGGACGGUUUGGAUCGGGCGAAGAUGUCUUCGCUGAGCAGAGAACUUGUUUUUCUGAUACUUCAGUUCUUGGAUGAAGAGAAAUUCAAGGACACUGUUCACAGGUUGGAGAAAGAGUCGGGGUUCUUCUUCAAUAUGAGGUAUUUUGAGGAUUGUGUCACUAAUGGUGAAUGGGAUGAGGUUGAGAAUUAUCUAUCUGGCUUCACAAAGGUGGACGACAACAGAUACUCCAUGAAGAUUUUCUUUGAAAUUAGAAAGCAGAAAUACCUUGAAGCACUAGACAAGCAUGAUCAUGCUAAGGCUGUGGACAUUCUUGUGAAGGACUUGAAAACUUUUUCUACUUUCAAUGAGGAACUUUUUAAGGAAAUCACACUUCUCCUAACUCUGGGAAACUUUAGGGAAAAUGAACAGCUAUCCAAGUAUGGGGACACCAAGACUGCUAGGGGUAUAAUGCUUCUUGAGCUUAAAAAAUUAAUCGAGGCAAAUCCUCUUUUCCGUGAUAAGCUUCAGUUUCCUGGCUUAAAAAAUUCAAGGCUGCGGACACUAAUCAAUCAGAGUUUAAAUUGGCAGCACCAGCUUUGCAAAAAUCCCAGGCCAAAUCCUGACAUAAAAACUCUCUUUACAGACCAUACUUGUGGGCAACCAAAUGGAUCUCGGGCUCCUUCCCCUGCCACUAGUUCUUUAAUGGGUUCAAUUCCUAAAGUAGGUGGUUUUCCACCUCUGGGUGCUCAUGGUCCUUUUCAGUCUGCACCAGCACCAGCACCAACACCUCUCACUCCUCCCCUCGCAGGAUGGAUGACAAAUCCGGCCUCUGUGCCUCACCAGACAGUUUCUGCUGGGCCUCUAGGUUUAACUGUUCCUAGUAAUGCAGCAUCUAUGCUAAAGCAUCCUAGGACUCCUUCCACCAAUAAUAAUCUGGCCAUGGAUUAUCAAACAGCAGAUUCUGAACAUAUGCUAAAGAGAUCAAGGCCCUUUGGAAUAUCAGAUGAGGCCAAUAACAUGCCUGUUAAUAUUUUGCCAAUUUCAUACCCUGGACAGAGCCAUACCCAUACGUUAUACUCUUCCAAUGACUUGCCCAAGACUGUUGUUGGGAAAUUAGCUCAGGGUUCUGCUGUUAGGAGCAUGGAUUUUCAUCCAAUACAGCACACUCUGCUUCUUGUUGGGACAAAUAUUGGUGAUAUCACAAUAUGGGAAGUAGGUGGAGGGGCCAGGCUUGUUUUGAAAAAUUUCAAGGUUUGGGAUCUGGGAUCAUGUUCAGUGACUCUGCAGACUUCUUUGGCCAAUGAAUCUGCUGCAUCAGUAAACCGUGUGACAUGGAGCCCCGAUGGCAGCAUUUGUGGUGUUGCCUACUCCAAGCACAUCGUUCACAUAUUUUCUUAUUAUGGUGGUGAUGAUUUACGGAACCACUUGGAGAUUGAAGCUCAUAUUGGUAAUGUUAGUGAUCUUGCUUUCUCUCAACCUAACAAACAGUUGUGCAUCAUCACUUGUGGGGAGGACAAGACAAUUAAGGUUUGGGAUGUUGUCACCGGUUCCAAGCAGUACACUUUUGAUGGUCAUGAGGCACCUGUUUACUCUGUGUGCCCACAUUACAAAGAAAACAUUCAGUUCAUCUUUUCAACAGCUAUAGAUGGAAAGAUUAAGGCAUGGUUAUAUGAUAACUUGGGUUCAAGAGUUGACUACGAUGCACCAGGUCAUUCCUGCACAAUGAUGGCCUAUAGUUCUGAUGGGACAAGGCUGUUCUCAUGUGGAACUAAUAAAGAAGGAGAAUCAUACAUAGUUGAAUGGAAUGAAAGUGAAGGGGCUGUCAAGCGGACAUACCAUGGCCUCGGGAAGCGGUCUGUAGGAGUUGUGCAGUUUGAUACGACUAAGAACCGAUUCUUGGUUGCUGGUGAUGAGUACUUGAUAAAAUUCUGGGAUAUGGACAAUAUUGGCAUGUUGAUGAGCACUGAUGCAGAUGGUGGAUUACCGGCUUCUCCUUGCAUUCGGUUUAAUAAGGAAGGGACACUGUUGGCUGUCUCCACAAAUGAAAAUGGGAUUAAAAUACUUGCUAAUGCGGAUGGGGUUCAGCUUGUUCGAUUGAUUGAAAGUCGUGCACAUGAUGCUUCAAGAUCUGCAUCUGGAACAGUUGCUAAAGGACCUGUAAUGGGCACAUAUGGUGCUUCCAGCUCGGCUGCCGGAACAAGCAUUGGGGAUAGAAGUGCAAUAGUUCCAGCAAUGGUUGGACUGAAUGGAGAUAGCCGAAGUAUGCCUGAUGUUAAACCUAGAAUCCUUGAUGAUUCAGAUAAGUCUAAGGUUUGGAAGCUGACUGAAAUCAAUGAACCAUCCCAAAUUCACUCCCUGAGGCUUCCUGAUACCUUAUUGGCAGUAAGGAUUAUUAGGUUAAUUUAUACAAACUCAGGAAGUGCCAUAUUGGUAUUGACUUAUAAUGCUGUGCACAAACUCUGGAAAUGGCAGAGGAAUGAGCGGAACCCAACAGGAAAGGCAUGUACUAGUGUAUCUCCCCAGUUAUGGCAACCUUCUAGUGGAAUAUUAAUGACUAAUGACAUUAGUGAGACAAAUCUUGAGGAUGCUGUUCCAUGCUUUGCACUUUCUAAGAAUGAUUCUUAUGUCAUGUCAGCAUCUGGAGGAAAAAUUUCUUUAUUCAAUAUGAUGACUUUCAAGACGAUGACAACAUUCAUGCCCCCCCCACCAGCAGCGACAUUUCUUGCCUUCCAUCCGCAAGAUAAUAACAUUAUAGCCAUAGGCAUGGAGGAUUCUUCAAUUCAAAUCUACAAUGUCCGGGUUGAUGAGGUCAAAAGCAAGCUCAAAGGUCAUCAGAAGAAAGUAACUGGCCUUGCUUUCUCUAAUGUUCUAAAUGUGUUAGUAUCAUCGGGAGCUGAUGCUCAGUUGUGUGUCUGGAGCACAGAUGCGUGGGAGAAGCAGACCAGUAAAUUCUUGCAGAUUCCAAAUGGGCGAGUGCCGGCACCAAAUACACAGACCCGUGUUCAAUUUCACCAAAAUCAGACCCAUGUGUUGGUUGUCCAUGAAACACAGAUAGCUAUAUAUGAAGCACCAAGGCUAGAAUGCCUUAUGCAGUGGGUUCCCCGAGAACCGAGUAGCUCAAUCACAGAUGCCACAUAUUCUUGUGAUAGUCAGUCAAUCUUUAUAAGCUUUGAAGAUGGAAGUUUAAGUGUUCUCACUGCUGCAACACUCAGGUUGAGGUGUAAGAUUAAUCCUUCUGCCUAUUUGCCGUCUAAUCCCAGCAUGAGGGUAUAUCCACUCGUGGUUGCGGGCCAUCCAUCUGAGCCUAAUCAGUUUGCAGUGGGAUUGACUGACGGUGGAGUCCAUGUUCUGGAGCCUUUGGAAUCAGAGGGUAGAUGGGGCAUCCCCCCACCACUUGAAAAUGGUGCAGGACCCAGUGUGACCUCUGCUCCAGCCAGCUCAGAUCAACAGCCAAGGUAAUAGUGGUAGGGUAAUGGCUUUUGACUAACAAGUGCGUGCAUACGUAUCCUCGAGGGACCCGUUUUAUUUUAAAGACGGGUACUCUUUAAGGUAUUUCAGAUAGUUGGGGAUGGACACGCCCCGCUCAGUUGAUAGGGUCGUCGUCAACCUGGGGUUAAGACUUAAGACUUGAGGCAAAGCCCCCCGUACAUAUAAUGAAUGACAGCAGAUAAUGUAGAAAGUGUUGACAUGAAUGUAGAAGGGAAGGAAAGGGGUAUGGCAGGAGAGUAGGUUUAUAUUUGAAUAAUGAGUCGUGUCACUUAUGGGGACUGAAUAAUGGAUUUGCCUUGUUAAGACAUCUGCAUGUUUUCUCAUGUACUGGCAAUAUCUGUUACUUUGUAGUCGUUUCUAUAUCAGAGUCUCACUCUUUCAUGCCCCUCCCAUGAAUUCAAAUUAUUGCAACCUGUAAUUGUUGAUGAUGAUAAAGGCUACUGAAGGGAUGUGUAUAUAAUAUACGCCAGGAGUUGCAUUAUGCUCUCCUUCGUUAAAAUCUUUUA